This is a messenger RNA of Cinara cedri, 2983 nucleotides long. NCBI's taxonomy places the organism in Eukaryota, Metazoa, Arthropoda, Insecta, Hemiptera, Aphididae. The record is from the annotation of a GenBank genome assembly.
GUAUUUUAAUCGCGUUUUCGAUAUUCUAAUUUAUUCUAUUUGCUUUUCUCAUUAUUCGUCCGUAAUCCUUUUUUUUCUUUUUUUUUUUUUCAUUACUUUUCAUAAAACAAAAUUAUCAGUCCAACAAGUUCGUCCUUAUUUUUCUAUUGUUUUAAAAUAUUCCAUUUAAACUUUUCUUUUAGUCUAAUAGUUUAAUACCUAAUGUUAUUCAAUAAACUUAGUUGACCCAUGGAGAACGUAGUGUUACGAUUGAAAUGUCGUACGGGAACUUACCCAAUGACAGUUCCAUUGACACUUAAAAUGUCUGAUUUGAGAGAGCAAGUGUCAUUGCUUAGUAAUUUGUCAGAAACAAAUUUAAAACUGUUGAUGGGUUUUCCACCUAAGCUUAUACAAAAGGACGAUAUUACAGUUGAAGAUGCUGGUCUUAAGUCCGGUGAUACAAUCAUUGCAGAAGGAGAGUCGAGUAGUCACACUUUUGUUCCACAAGUCAAAGUGGCUACUGAAAGUAAUAUUAUGAAGCAUGUCACUGAUCAAGAGAUUGGAAACGAAGUCCCAUUGAUUUUACGUAAAGUUGUGCCAGCUGAUAAUUCAUGUUUGUUCACUAGUAUGGGAUUUGUGAUGGGAGGUAAUAUUCAUUUUUUUAUCUUUUGCUAUAAUUUUUUAUUUCAUUUCUGUUUGUUGUAUACCUAUAAGUUUUGUAUGGAAUUGUAAACUUUUAUUUUUACUUUCAGCAGUGGGUAAUAAAAAAUUAAUAUAUAAUAUUGUGUUUAGGUUCUCCCUGUGGAAAGGAAUCAGAAUACUCCCAAGGUACUUCUAGCUGUUGUAAGAGGCGACAUAUGAGGAUACUCCAGGUCAACAGCUGGUAUAAAAUUCUGUCAAACAGUAUGAGUUCUAAACAAGACUUUGGGAGAUUGUCCCAUCUCGGAUUUGUGUGGGGACAAGUGAGAGGAAGUACCAUGGUGUACUAUGAUUGCAGACAAUAUAGUUUAAUAAUAGAUAAAUUGAAAAAAGUUUUUUAUUAGGCUUAAAGAAUGGAGUGUAGUACUUGAAGAACAAGGACCUUUACUUCUACUAAUAAAGAUAAGUAAAAGUAAAACAGAGUAUGAGUUUGGAGAAACAGGACAAGAAAGUCAAUGAAUGACAAACAAUAAAUGGUUAUAGGCGAAAUUGAAAGUUUUUUGUAUAGUAAAACACUUGCUUUAAUGAGUAUGUGAAACAUAAGAUUAAGCGUGUUUGGAUAAAGUGAAGAGAAGUAUUGUGUGUUUUAUGUGACAAGAGAAUUCAAUGAGAUUUAAAAUUAAGUUAUACAAAAGUUUUGCAAGACUGAUCAUGUUGUAUGGUUUGAAGUGUUAGGGGUAGAUAGAAAAAUAGAACAGAGAAUAAGUCUAGCAAAUAUGUGAAUGUUAAGGUGGUGCCAAGGAAAAGUCUAUAAAAAAAAAGUUCUAUGAAAAUAUUAUAUUAAUAUCAUAUUUAUUAUUAUAUAUAUUAGGCUGUUUUGAUUUUUAACUUUUUUUUCCAAAUUAAGACUGGAAAUUGCUUCAUUGUAGUCUCAAACUUAACAAAAAAAUUUAUUUUUAGAAUUUGCUCAUCACAUAUUUACUUAUUAAGUUUGAAAGUUACAAGGUUGUACAUAGUUUUUCUUAAAGUUCACAAACAAAUACAUUUAGAUUUACUUAGAAUCAAAUGAAAUUGUACUGUUAUAAGAAUAGCUCAUUUGUAGAAAUCUAUACUAAUUUUCAAUUUUUUUUUUUUUUUUUAAUUUUUAAUUCAUUAUAGUCGAUAAAGCUGAUCUAUAACCAAAGACUGAUAGUAAGGUCAUAACUUACAAAAUAAAUCUUGUUUGAACAUUUUUUGGUUAUAAAGUGCCAGAGUCAUACAACUUUAUAAUAUGUACAAAAAAGUUAUAAAAACUCAAUUUUUAAAAAUUUCUACAAAUAAACUAUUCUUAUAAUUCUAGGGCAGAUUUUUAUAUGCUUUUAAACCUUUAAUUAGGUGUAUAUGUCUUUGAAAUGUGUUUAAAAAAAAAAAAAAAAUAGUAUUUUAAGUUUUUUAGUACAUACAUAUUUGCCCUUGUUAUUAACUUUCUUCAUAUGUUUUGAAUUUUAGGUAGAAUUGAUUUAAAUAGUGGCAACUACAUGCGUGAGAUUAUAGCCAGUGCAGUAAAGAAUGAUAAAGAAACAUUCAAUGAAGCUGUUUUAGGUAAACCAAACACAGACUACUGUGUAUGGAUACAAAAUCCAAAUUCAUGGGGCGGUGCUAUUGAAGUAUCUAUUUUAGCUGAUUUUUAUGGAGUGGAAAUUGCUGUAAUUGAUACUCAAAGCGGUUCUAUUAGUAAAUUCGGUGAAGAUAAAAAUUAUGCUCAUAGAGUAUUUUUAAUAUAUGAUGGUAUACACUACGAUCCACUCUAUUUAGAAUCUCCAUUUGCUGUAAGUAUUUUUUUUUUUUUUCAAUAGGUACAUUAAUUUGUAUUUAUUUUAACCUAAUACCUGUUUAUUUAAAAAAAAAAGUUAAAUUAAAAUGUAUUUCAGCCUGGAGAAAUUCAAACAUUAUUUCCCACAAAUGAUGAACGCAUGUUAGAAGCUGCUCAAAUGCUAGCCAAUGAAGCUAAGUCUAGUAAACAAUAUACAGAUGUUAAUCGAUUUACUCUUAAGUGUAAUGAUUGUGGAUACAUUAUGAUUGGACAGACACAAGCACAAGAACAUGCCAAGUCAACCACUCAUACAAAUUUUAUUGAAUACUAAAAAUGUUAGAUUUACUAACAAUACAAAGAUCAAUUAUUACGGUUUUUCGAAUUUUACUAAACUUUAAUAUAAAUAUUGUUAUAUUUUGGUUUGGUCAUUUCGUUUACUUUAAUAAUUUGAGUCUAGCGUUAUUAUUAUUCAUAUACAAUAAAACAGAUUCUUAGCAUGCCUAUUUUAAUACUGUGAACUAACGAUAAUUUCAAUAUAAAAUAUUUUUGGGAAAAUAAAUUAUUCAUAUAAAU